UGUGUCAAUUUGAAAUCACGCACGCACGCGCACGCUGCGGUUGUUGCUUUGGUUGGUGUUCACACGUGGGAAAUAAAUAAUACAACAAAUAAAUUGAAAUGGGUAAAGUGAAACAAGAGCCUGUAGACCAGGAUGAGCAAGGCGAUGUCUCCAUCAAAAGCGAGCCUCAAAACUACGAAGACAAAGUCGGCCACUGCAGUGUGAUCGCCAAGCCUAUGGCGCCGAAGAAACUUAGCAAAAAGAUCUACAAACUAAUCAAAAAAUCAAGCGGCCACAAGAACUACAUCAGAAACGGAUUAAAAAUCGUACAGAAACAGCUCAGGCUAGGAGAGAAAGGGAUCGUCUUCUUUGCUGGCGACAUCUCACCCAUAGAAAUAAUGUGCCACCUGCCCGGUGUGUGUGAAGAGAAAGACGUUCCAUACUGCUACACUCCAAGCCGGAAGGACAUCGGAGCCGCCAUGGGAACCAUGCGUGGUUGCAUCAUGGUUCUCGUAAAAGAGCACGAAGAAUACAAGGACUUGUAUGAUGAAGUCAAAAGUGAAAUCAAACUGUUAGGACAUCCAUUGUAAUUUUAAGCUAGAAGAUAAGUGUUAAUUUGGGCAAGUUUACUGACAGUUUUGGUCUUUUCUAUAUUUGGUAUAUUCUAGUGGACUCCAAGUGACACUGGUGUCCUUUGAUCACCUAGUGUUGUGAUAAAUAGUCCACUUUGAUCACCUAGGUGAUCUUAUCAAUGGGUGAUCAAAGGACACCAAAAUGUCGCCUGAAGUCUACUUUGAUCACCCAGGUGAUCAAAUUGACCAGUUUUACUUCAUAGACACUAAAAACACUAAUAACCCAGUAAAAAGAUGUUACUUUUCUGAUAAUGUGAACUUGUUUUAAUUAGCAAUAAAAAUAGAUUUUUAAAAGCCAAGUGUUGACAACAUUUGACAAAAUACCUAAUUUUAAGUUAAUGUUAAGUAAUUACUGUAAAAUCUUUCAAUAACAGAAUGCAGUUAUGUAAAUGGAAUAAAUAUCUUUACCAUCA
This is a messenger RNA of Ostrinia furnacalis (Asian corn borer), 1024 nucleotides long. RefSeq names its product NHP2 ribonucleoprotein (gene NHP2). The transcript has 2 exons. The coding region runs from base 99 to 569 and encodes 156 amino acids. The record is from RefSeq and is a predicted model, not a curated record. NCBI's taxonomy places the organism in Eukaryota, Metazoa, Arthropoda, Insecta, Lepidoptera, Crambidae. Gene Ontology annotation, molecular function: RNA binding.